GGCUCUUCCAAAAAGCAUUCAUCUAACCACCAUGACAUCCCGUCCCGGCAAACGAGUCGCCAUCGUGGGCGGCGGCCCUGGAGCAAUUUCCACCGGCCUGGCAUUUCUCCAGCGUGGCUACGAUGUGUCCAUCUACGAGCUACAGCCAGUCUGCAAAGCCAUUGGCGGCGCAGUCCUUCUCUCCACCCCCGUACUGGCCAUUCUUCGAUCCUACGGCUUGGACCUAACCAACGUGGGCGCCCCUACAGUGACCUACUUCAAGAACAAGGCAGGGACCGACCGAGUCAAGCUGCCCUUCAACACCGAAGUGGAACGACGAAUGGGCAUCAAAGGCUGGCACUAUGGUGUUCUCCGCUCCUCCAUCUUCCAGAAAAUGCUGGACCUGGUUUUUGAGGGGGUAAUUCACGCGGACCACAAAUUCACAUCCUACAUCAAGCACGACGACUACAUCGAGCUAUUCUUCAAAAACAGCCACCGCGUCACAGCUGACAUCCUCAUUAGCACCGAUGGAAUUCGCUCCAAAUGGGUGGUCAAGCCCUCCUGGAAGGGGAAGCCCGUCCCAGACAAUCUAAAAGCCUAUCUCACCUCCAUUCUCAAAGACUGGGCCCAACCGAUACCUCGCUUUCUAGAAGUUACCAACUUCACCACCCACGUCUACCGCUGGGAGAUAUACAACCGACCCUCCAUGAAGACCUGGUCCAGCGGACGAGUCGUCUGCGUCAGGAAUACCAUGCACCCUGUCUCCCCGUACGCCGCAUACGGCAUGGGAAUAGCCAUCGAAGACGGCUACUUUCUCGCCCGAGAGCUCGACGGCGUGGAUCUGCGUGAUGUCCGGGCCGUGAGUGCCGGAUUCGAGCUGUAUGAGAAGUUACGCGUCGACUAUGUGAACCAUCAUAUGGAGUUUGCGCGGUUUUCGGGACACCUGUUUCAUUCGGUGCCGAGGCCGUUGGCGUACUUGCGCGAUUGGGUGUUUGAUUAUACGCCGUUGUUGAGUGGUUUGUUGAAGAGGAAUUAUCUCAGGGAUGCGGAGGAGCAGUCGCUACGGUUGACGGAGUUGCAGGUGUGCUGA
Messenger RNA from Aspergillus ibericus CBS 121593, 1069 nucleotides. RefSeq names its product FAD-dependent oxidoreductase. Gene Ontology annotation, molecular function: monooxygenase activity. The coding region runs from base 32 to 1069 and encodes 345 amino acids. The transcript is spliced from 2 exons. The record is from RefSeq and is a predicted model, not a curated record. NCBI's taxonomy places the organism in Eukaryota, Fungi, Ascomycota, Eurotiomycetes, Eurotiales, Aspergillaceae.